This is a messenger RNA of Phytophthora infestans T30-4, 1080 nucleotides long. RefSeq lists its product as uncharacterized. Lineage: Eukaryota; Oomycota; Peronosporomycetes; Peronosporales; Peronosporaceae. Gene Ontology annotation, molecular function: nucleic acid binding. The record is from RefSeq and is a predicted model, not a curated record. The coding region runs from base 1 to 1080 and encodes 359 amino acids. The transcript has 4 exons.
AUGGCACCUACCUACACGGUGGACUUUAAACAAGCAACAAUCGCUCAAGUUCAAGCCGGCAGUACAGUGGCUGACAUCGCCGCUGUUACUGGCGUUCAUGAGAGAACUAUUCGAAAGUGGCUACAUGCACUAGCGGAGGGCAAGUCACUAAAAGCCGGAUGGCCUGGGCCCAAAACGCUCUUACCGAAAGUAGCAGAAGACCAUCUAUACGACUGGGUGGAAGUGGGCUUGCUGGGCGGCGGCGAACGUGUGGGCCACGGUUGCCCCCUAGCAAAGCUUAUCAUUGAGCUGAAACUGGACAGCUCGAGGGUCUUUAAUAUGGACGAAAUGGCUUUUCAUAAGCAACUCAAGAGCAAGAAAGUAGUCGCUGUUCGUGGAUCGAGUAACGUUUGGAAUACAGGACUACAGCUAAUUUUCACCUCACAAUUGUCGCGUGUGGAAGUGCUGCUGGCUUUAUAUCCCUACUCGGAAGAGGUGCUUGCCGCAGCAGAGCAUCUGAACGUAAUGCUGGUUUUCCUGCCCCUGAACACCACGCACCUUCUGCAGCCAUUAGACGUAGCCGUAUUCGCUACACUGAAGAGCAAGAUACAAACUCUGCUUGGGGAGAUCGUGGAGGAAGUCGAGAACGGAUACUACAACAUUAGCAAAGACGAUGCGAUUCAAGUAGGUAGCAUGGCCUGGCGAGGGGCUCGGAUCGAUCGAAAGUUUAAGGCAAGAUUCAAAGCUUGUGGACUGUUUCCCUUGUCUUUAGUUAAGAUGGGCGCCCGUUUGAACAAUUUCACACGAAAUGGGGCGCCUCACUACGUCCUGCUUGCCACAUGGCUGCAUAUGAAGGCGCUUGUCGAAGGCGAGAUCCUCACAAUGCCAGCUCCACCGAGCAAAGGCCGCGGCCAGAAGCGCAAGCGCGUUUCCGUCGGCGGACGUCUCUUGACACAUGAGGUCUUACAGGAAAUUGAAGCGUCCACCGCCAGAUCGGGAGCUAAAGGUCGCAAACACGGGGCUAAGCCUUGCAAGAAGACGACCUCGAUGUCGCCAAGCGCUGCCACUGGUAGUGAUAUUGUAGAUUCUACAGUAGUUUAG